UCUUGAGCGAUUACUGCUACGGGCUACGCUCCAACGAGGCUAGCGGCUCCUUGGCCCCUCCGUGGACCCUUGUCCUGAGCUGUGAGGCGGUUAUCAGGAAGCUAGCCUACAAGCGGAUGGCGACGAAGGGGCUAGGCUUCGCCGAUGCGCUAGUCCAAGCCUGGAAAGACGCGGCUACAACGGAAAGGCAAUUCACGACGCUCCUGUCGCUAUGUGCCAAAACCGGAUGUCCCGCACCGCCGGAUAACAAGGGCACGGGCAAGGGCGGCAAGGGCCAGAAAGGCGAUGGUGGUAACAAGAAGCUCAAGACGGGCAAGGCUAAGCAGGGCUAUUCCCGGACAGCGGAGGGCGAGCCGAUAUGCUACAGAUACAACGCCAAAAACGGCUGCAAGAAAGAGGCCAAAUGCCACUUCAAGCAUGUCUGCACGAAGUGCCUUGGCGACCAUCCGGUUACCAAGUGCACCCAGAGGGCUAGUGCGGAUGCGGCCGCGGAGCGGGCUACACAUGUUCAGUCCUACCUGAAGCGGCUAGCGCCCGCCUUCAAGAUGGAUAUCCACGUUACGCUGGUGGAUAAGCUCCGGGGCUUGGAGAAAAUUCAGCGACGUGCUGCCACCUGCUCCCUGGUGCUCAUGGUUCUGGAACAGCCCGAAGACCUGGGGGCUGCCCGCGGGGCCGCAUCGAGGGUUGAGACCGGCUACGAUGUGGCAAUGGCCGGACCAUCAGUCUUGGGCACCUUGGGCUUCUCCAAAGGCGACGUGAAGAAAAUUAUAGCGGUGCUGGAGUUGCUGGGCCAACGAAACUAG
Molecule: messenger RNA, 803 nt
Organism: Symbiodinium necroappetens
Lineage: Eukaryota; Dinophyceae; Suessiales; Symbiodiniaceae
Source: the annotation of a GenBank genome assembly